UUCACCUAGUUGAUACACUAUUGAUCGUUCAUUCUAUCAGUCUUUCUCUGUCAAAAUGGCUGCCCCCCAAGAGGUGCGUGACGAUUUGCGCUCUGCGCGUCGUGAACCUAUCCAGGCCGUCCAAGUAUUUGGCCGCAAGAAAACCGCCACGGCUGUGGCUUAUUGUAAGCGCGGACAUGGAGUGUUGCGCGUGAACGGUCGCCCCCUAGACCUGGUGGAGCCCCGCCUGCUGCAAUACAAAUUGCAGGAGCCCAUUCUACUGCUCGGCAAGGAGAAAUUCUCCGGAGUUGACAUCAGAGUAACCGUUAAGGGUGGUGGUCAUGUAGCCCAGGUAUACGCAAUCAGACAGGCUAUCUCCAAGGCACUUAUUGCCUUCUACCAGAAAUAUGUAGACGAGGCGUCAAAGAAGGAAAUCAAAGACAUCCUCGUCCAGUACGAUAGGAGUUUGCUGGUGGCGGAUCCCCGUCGCUGCGAGCCCAAGAAGUUCGGUGGUCCAGGUGCCCGCGCCCGCUACCAGAAAUCUUACCGUUAAUACCAUCUUUGGUACUGCGGAAUGGUAUCACAUUGCUGUGGUUACUGGAGUGCGAUACCAUUGCGUCUUUAUAAAAAUAAAAAAAAAUAUAAAAAGUU
This is a messenger RNA of Spodoptera litura, 630 nucleotides long. RefSeq names its product ribosomal protein S16 (gene RpS16). Gene Ontology annotation, molecular function: structural constituent of ribosome; RNA binding. Gene Ontology annotation, biological process: maturation of SSU-rRNA from tricistronic rRNA transcript (SSU-rRNA, 5.8S rRNA, LSU-rRNA); translation. Gene Ontology annotation, cellular component: cytosolic small ribosomal subunit; ribosome. The record is from RefSeq and is a predicted model, not a curated record. NCBI's taxonomy places the organism in Eukaryota, Metazoa, Arthropoda, Insecta, Lepidoptera, Noctuidae.